Molecule: messenger RNA, 1089 nt
Organism: Emys orbicularis (European pond turtle)
Lineage: Eukaryota; Metazoa; Chordata; Testudines; Emydidae
Gene: FAM110A
Product: family with sequence similarity 110 member A
Exons: 1
Coding region: 1-1089 (362 amino acids)
Source: RefSeq, a predicted model, not a curated record
AUGCCCGUGGAAACCCUCCAGGCUGGGGACGUGAUGAAGGGGGUUUCGGUGACGGCGCCCUUCGCCUCGGCAAUGCCAUUCCGGAUCCUCAACAAGGGGCCUGAGUACUUCCGCCGGCAGGCGGCCACCGGCGCCAAGAAGCCCAGCGCCGUGGAGAGGCUGGAGGCGGACAAAGCCAAGUAUGUGAAGAGCCAGCAGGUUGCCAGCACCAAGCAGGAGCCGGUGAAGCCGCUCCUGAAGCAGCCCCUCUUCACCCCGGGGGUCCGGAGAGCCAUGCUCACUCCCAGCCGCAAGACCCCGCAAGGGGGCCGCAGGGCGGAAACCUGUGGGCCAAAGACCUCCUUGAACCUGGAGAUCCUCAACAACCUCAUCAACAUCUGUGACAGCCCCCUGCCCUUCCCCAAGUCGGAGAGCCCCCGGGAGCACAAGUGGAGAGCAGAGACGAGGGAGCCCCCGGGCAAAGAGCGGGGCGGGCACCCCGCUGUGCAGAGGAGGAAGGGCCCCUCGGAUGGCAUGAGCAAGCUGUCGGAGAGCUCCGUCACGUCCAAGCCUUCCAGCACGGUGGCCGUGCGCAGAGUGGAUGUCCGGCCCUGCGGGGUUUGUCGGGACAGAGUGACCCCAACCAUCCAGGUCACCCCUAUGCCCAUCUCACCCGCCAAGGCCAGGAUCCCCUCUGCCAGCUCCCUUAGCUCACCAAAUAGAAGCCCCCACGACAGGCGGACAGACAGCGCCAAGCGGCAGACCCUCCUGCACAGGUCCAAGUCCGACCUGAGUGACAGGUACUCCCGGGCCACGGCCGACCUGGAACGCUUCUUCAACUACUGCGGGCUGGACCCUGAGGAGGUCAGGGACAUAGGGGUGGAGCACUUUGCCCGGGCCAGCUCGGACAUCGUCUCCAUCAAGUUUCACAGCGUCAGCACUGCCAGCUCGGAGUGCGCCCGCUCCCAGCGCAGCGCCGCCACCCUGGAGGACAAGCAGGCGGAGCGCAUGCCCUACGGCAUCUCCGUCAUCGAACGCAAUGCCAGGGUGAUCAAGUGGCUGUACGGACUACGGCAAGCCAGAGAGCCCCAAAAGGUAUCCAACGUAUAA